Messenger RNA from Cyphellophora attinorum, 1041 nucleotides. Its product is annotated as putative pyridoxal kinase C18.10. The transcript is spliced from 2 exons. Lineage: Eukaryota; Fungi; Ascomycota; Eurotiomycetes; Chaetothyriales; Cyphellophoraceae. The record is from RefSeq and is a predicted model, not a curated record. Bases 1 to 1041 code for a protein of 346 amino acids. Gene Ontology annotation, biological process: pyridoxal 5'-phosphate salvage. Gene Ontology annotation, cellular component: cytosol. Gene Ontology annotation, molecular function: pyridoxal kinase activity.
AUGGCGGACAGCUAUGUCGGCAACACGAUGGCUACGUUCGUCAUGCAAGCUUUAGGGUGCGAGGUCGCGGCCAUUAACACCGUCAACUUCAGCAACCACACAGCCUACCGCCGCGUCGCCGGCACCAAAACGCCCGCCCCCGAAAUUCUCUCACUCUGGUCCGGCCUCAAAGCCGCUCAGCUGACUGACUUCAACGUCCUCCUCUCCGGCUACUGCCCCUCGGCCACCGCCGUCGAAGCCGUUGGCAAGAUCGGCCGCGAACUCCGCCUGCGCUCCCAGCAUGCGCCCGGAGAGUUCUUCUGGGUGUUGGAUCCGGUUAUGGGGGAUCAGGGAAAAUUGUAUGUGGCGGAGGAGACGGUGGAAGUGUAUAGGGGGUUGGUCGGGGAGGCGGACUUGGUGCUACCGAACCAGUUUGAGUUGGAGGUGCUGUUGGGGCUGGAGACGGGGUGGGUUGGGAAGAGGGGAGUAAAGGGGUGCGUGGAGGCGGUGGGCAAGUUGCAUGAGAAAGGGGUCAAGCAUGUGCUGGUGACGAGUAUUCGGGUUGAUGAGAAGGAGAGUGGGAUUGAGGGAGGGCUGUUGGUGGUGGGAAGCACAAGUGACAGUCACGGGAAGGCAAGGUGUUUUGUGGUCAGGAUACCGAAGCUGGACUGCUUCUUUAGUGGCACGGGAGAUAUGCUUGCGGGGCUCAUGGUUGCGAGGCUACGUGAGGAGUGCGGCGAGCAGGGUUUGUUGGACAGGAAGGGUUGGGUCAGUGACGAUGAUGUACUGCCUACGGAGCUGCCGCUGGCCAAGGCGGCGGUAAAGGUCUUGAGCAGCAUGCAAAUGGUGUUGGAGAAGACAAUGAAAGCGAGGGACGAAGAGCUGGCUAAGUUCGACAAGAGAUCGCGGCCGAGUGUCGGUGAGCUGGAUGGUGAUCAGAGCAGUACGGAAGAUGAGAGGAGGCAUUUGGCUGCAACGAAGGCAGCCGAAGUUCGUGUGGUGCAAAAUGCCGCGGAUUUGCGAGACCCUGAACUAAGGUACAAGGCGGAGGCUGUGUCAUAG